CAUCUGUUUUGGAAUGAAGUCACCUGAGGAGAUGCGCCAACAGGCACACAUCCAGGUUGUGAGUAAGAACUUGUACAGCCAGGACAACAACCAUGCCCCCUUACUGUAUGGGGUGCUUGACCACAGGAUGGGCACCAGUGAAAAGGACCGUCCUUGUGAAACCUGUGGAAAAAACUUAGCUGACUGUCUAGGUCACUAUGGUUACAUCGACCUGGAGUUGCCAUGUUUUCAUGUGGGUUACUUCAGAGCUGUAAUAGGCAUCUUACAGAUGAUCUGCAAAACCUGCUGCCAUAUCAUGCUGUCCCAGGAGGAGAAGCAGCAGUUUCUGGAUUACCUAAAGAGGCCUGGCCUGACCUACCUUCAGAAGCGAGGCCUCAAGAAGAAAAUCUCUGACAAGUGCCGGAAGAAAAGUAUUUGCCAUCACUGUGGUGCCUUUAAUGGUACUGUAAAGAAGUGUGGCUUACUGAAGAUAAUUCAUGAGAAAUACAAGACCAACAAAAAAGUGGUAGAUCCUAUUGUAUCAAGUUUCCUUCAGUCCUUCGAAACGGCCAUUGAGCAUAACAAAGAAGUCGAGCCACUGCUGGGAAGGGCACAGGAAAACUUGAAUCCUUUAAUAGUUCUGAAUUUAUUUAAACGAAUCCCUGCUGAAGAUGUCCCUCUACUUCUGAUGAAUCCAGAAGCUGGAAAGCCCUCUGAUUUGAUUCUCACACGACUUUUAGUGCCUCCUUUGUGUAUUAGACCCUCCGUCGUGAGUGAUUUGAAGUCUGGCACCAAUGAAGAUGAUCUGACGAUGAAAUUGACAGAAAUCAUUUUCCUAAAUGAUGUUAUUAAAAAGCAUCGGAUCUCUGGAGCCAAGACCCAGAUGAUCAUGGAGGACUGGGAUUUUCUACAGUUGCAGUGUGCCCUCUAUAUUAACAGUGAGCUCUCCGGUAUUCCCCUCAACAUGGCACCCAAAAAAUGGACCAGAGGUUUUGUCCAGCGCCUAAAGGGAAAACAAGGUCGGUUUAGAGGCAAUCUCUCAGGAAAGAGAGUGGAUUUUUCUGGCAGAACAGUCAUCUCACCUGACCCCAACCUCCGAAUUGAUGAAGUAGCUGUGCCAGUGCAUGUGGCCAAAAUACUGACUUUUCCUGAGAAGGUAAACAAAGCAAACAUCAAUUUUUUGAGGAAACUGGUUCGAAAUGGCCCUGAAGUUCACCCAGGAGCUAAUUUCAUCCAGCAGAGACAUACACAAAUGAAAAGGUUUUUGAAAUACGGAAAUCGGGAAAAGAUGGCUCAGGAACUCAAGUAUGGUGACAUUGUAGAGAGACACCUCAUAGAUGGAGACGUGGUGCUAUUUAAUCGGCAGCCCUCACUGCACAAAUUGAGUAUAAUGGCUCAUCUGGCCAGAGUCAAGCCCCACCGGACCUUCAGAUUUAACGAGUGUGUUUGUACUCCUUAUAAUGCAGACUUCGAUGGGGAUGAAAUGAAUCUUCAUCUUCCUCAGACAGAAGAAGCUAAAGCUGAAGCCCUUGUUCUGAUGGGGACUAAAGCAAACCUGGUAACUCCAAGGAAUGGGGAGCCACUCAUUGCUGCUAUUCAGGAUUUUUUAACAGGUGCCUAUCUCCUCACUCUCAAGGACACUUUCUUCGACAGAGCCAAGGCUUGUCAAAUCAUUGCUUCAAUAUUGGUUGGCAAGGAUGAGAAAAUUAAAGUUCGUCUUCCACAUCCUACAAUACUGAAGCCUGUCACCCUGUGGACCGGAAAACAGAUCUUCAGUGUCAUCCUCAGACCUAGUGAUGACAAUCCAGUGAGGGCCAACCUCCGAACCAAGGGCAAGCAGUACUGUGGCAAGGGGGAAGAUCUCUGUGUCAAUGAUUCCUAUGUCACAAUCCAGAACAGUGAGUUGAUGAGUGGCAGCAUGGACAAAGGAACACUGGGAUCGGGAUCCAAGAAUAAUAUUUUCUACAUUUUGCUGCGAGACUGGGGGCAGAAUGAAGCUGCUGAUGCUAUGUCCCGGCUUGCCAGGCUGGCCCCUGUGUACCUGUCUAACCGUGGAUUCUCAAUUGGGAUUGGUGAUGUCACACCUGGCCAAGGACUACUGAAGGCCAAGUAUGAGUUGCUGAAUGCUGGCUAUAAGAAAUGUGAUGAGUACAUCGAAGCCCUGAACACAGGCAAGCUGCAGCAGCAGCCUGGCUGCACUGCCGAGGAGACUCUGGAGGCACUGAUCCUGAAGGAGCUGUCUGUGAUCCGUGACCAUGCUGGAAGUGCCUGCCUCCGGGAGCUGGACAAGAGCAACAGUCCCCUCACCAUGGCACUGUGUGGCUCCAAAGGUUCCUUCAUUAACAUAUCACAGAUGAUUGCCUGUGUGGGACAGCAAGCUAUCAGUGGCUCCCGAGUGCCAGAUGGCUUUGAAAACAGGUCCUUGCCUCACUUUGAAAAACACUCAAAGCUCCCAGCUGCCAAAGGCUUUGUGGCUAAUAGCUUUUAUUCUGGUUUAACACCAACCGAGUUUUUCUUCCACACAAUGGCCGGUCGGGAAGGUCUAGUCGACACAGCUGUAAAGACAGCUGAAACAGGAUACAUGCAGAGAAGGCUUGUCAAAUCCCUUGAAGAUCUUUGCUCCCAGUAUGAUUUGACAGUCCGAAGCUCCACCGGUGAUAUCAUCCAGUUCAUUUAUGGGGGAGACGGCUUAGAUCCUGCAGCUAUGGAGGGGAAAGAUGAACCUUUAGAGUUUAAAAGGGUCCUGGACAACAUCAAAGCAGUCUUCCCAUGUCAGAGUGAGCCUGCGCUCAGCAAAAACGAACUGACCCUGACCACGGAGUCCAUCAUGAAGAAGAGUGAGUUCCUCUGCUGCCAGGAGAGCUUCCUGCAGACCUUUACUGAGACAGGCUAUGAGACAUAUAAGGAGGUGAAGCAGCCUUUCACUCUCAGUGAUGGAGUGGCCACAUUUGGAGCAGUAGGGCUCAGUAACUGCCAGGAAAUAAAAAAAUUCAUUAAAGGGGUUUCUGAGAGGAUCAAGAAAACCAGAGAUAAAUAUGGCAUCAAUGAUAACGGCACAACAGAGCCCCGUGUACUAUACCAGUUGGACCGGAUCACCCCCACCCAGAUAGAAAAGUUUCUGGAGACCUGUAGGGACAAGUAUAUGAGGGCACAGAUGGAGCCAGGCUCUGCAGUGGGUGCACUCUGUGCCCAGAGCAUUGGUGAGCCAGGCACCCAGAUGACCCUGAAGACUUUCCACUUUGCAGGUGUGGCCUCCAUGAACAUCACUCUGGGCGUGCCCCGCAUCAAAGAGAUCAUCAACGCUUCCAAGGCCAUCAGCACUCCCAUCAUCACAGCACAGCUGGACCAAGAUGAUGACGCGGAUUACGCCCGCCUAGUGAAGGGCAGGAUUGAGAAAACCCUCUUGGGGGAGAUUUCCGAGUAUAUCGAAGAAGUGUUUCUUCCUGAUGACUGCUUUAUCCUUGUCAAGCUCUCCCUGGAACGGAUUAGACUUCUGAGACUGGAAGUGAACGCUGAGACGGUGCGGUAUUCCAUUUGCACUUCCAAGCUCCGUGUGAAGCCUGGCGACGUGGCUGUUCACGGUGAGGCUGUGGUGUGUGUCACCCCUAGAGAGAACAGCAAGAGCUCCAUGUACUAUGUGCUGCAGUUCCUUAAGGAGGACCUCCCCAAGGUGGUAGUUCAGGGCAUCCCAGAGGUAUCCAGAGCUGUCAUCCACAUUGACGAGCAGAGCGGAAAGGAGAAGUACAAGCUUCUCGUGGAAGGUGACAACCUGCGGGCAGUCAUGGCCACCCAUGGUGUGAAAGGCACCCGGACCACCUCCAAUAACACCUAUGAGGUGGAGAAAACUCUAGGCAUUGAGGCUGCCCGCACAACCAUCAUCAACGAAAUCCAGUACACGAUGGUUAACCAUGGCAUGAGCAUCGACAGGAGGCACGUGAUGCUGCUCAGCGACCUUAUGACCUACAAGGGUGAAGUUCUGGGUAUCACCAGGUUUGGCCUGGCCAAGAUGAAGGAGAGUGUGCUGAUGCUGGCCUCUUUUGAGAAGACAGCUGACCAUCUCUUUGACGCUGCCUACUUUGGACAGAAGGAUUCUGUGUGCGGGGUGUCCGAGUGCAUCAUCAUGGGAAUCCCAAUGAACAUUGGAACUGGGCUCUUCAAGCUGCUCCACAAAGCCGACAGGGACCCAAACCCUCCUAGGAGGCCUCUGAUCUUCGACACAAAUGAAUUCCAUAUCCCUCUUGUCACAUAGUCUGGGAAAGAGGGGAGCUUCUCACAUCUCAGCUCCUUGUGCCGUCUGCAGGUGGCCUAAAGAGACCUGUGCCAGUGGUCAGAGGGGGCCCUGACAUCUCCAGGAGCCGCUCACCCUCUAAUACAGGACAGCCCAUACCUGACUGCUCUGGGGCACUGAGAGCUGGAUUGUUGGUUAUCAGCACCUCCUACCACCCUCCCUCCCUGGACUUAAGAAGAGGCACAGCCAGGAAUCACUGCCCAUCCUCCUCACUGCAUAGCCUCCACCAGCUCCCAGGUGUCUUCACGCCUGACUGUGAGCCAGGUCUGAGGUCCCACGCAGGCCAGGGCACGUUCCUGUUUCUUCUACUUGUUCAUUCUGGAACCUCUCAAUGUGGCAUACACAUGUAAAUAUUAUUACUAUUAUUUAUUUGCUCCAUUUGAGGGAUUUGGAAUUUUUGUUUUUGUUUUGUUUUGUUUUUGAAACCAAGAAGCUAUAGAAACCAAGGAAGUAUUAAAGUGACACUGGAAAAGCUCAUUAAGCAAAUAGGAACAUCCAGAAUUGGUAACUGAGCGGAGACUGUUGAGAGGCCCACCCAAGCACCUCUGAAUUGUUGUCUUUAAAAUGCUGUGUCUAUCUUGUUGUUUUCCUCUACCUCUGACCCAUAGUGGGGCCCUACCUUGUUUCAAAAGCCAAAGCUAUUCUCCAUGUCCUAUAGAAGCCUCCAUAAAGCUAAGAGCCUCUUGAGGUGGGGACCUGGCAGUAUCCACAGAGAUGAUACACAGCUGGCUAGGCUGCCAGCGCUGCCUUCUGCUGACAUCCACACCCCUCCUGAGGUGUCUCCCUGUCUGUCCCACAUCCCAGAACUGAAGGGUGCAGGGCUGGUGCAGAACCGAUGGCCUAUAAAGUACCCCAGGGGCAGUGGUAGGAGAGGAGUGCUCUUGCUCACAGGCAGGCACCAGCCAAGACAGGAUAGGAGGUGGCCCCACGUAGGGGGUGAGCAUUAGCUGGAGCUGGGGAUGUGCCCCAGCUGGCAACACAGUUCCCUUGAAGAGUAUAAAUCUCCUGGGACAAUAGAAAGCAGACACUGAGGCUGUCAGAAGAAAACCAGCCUGGUGUCCUGGGCUUACUCAGGCUGCUGCCUGGUGCCAGCACCAUUGCUGGAGGUCUGUCAGGGAUUUGGAAGAGGUUUCACGCAACAUAGGAAAGAAAUGCAAGUAGCUCAUCUUCUAAGAGGGGGUUUGCUCCUGGGGACAAUGUGUUCUUUGUGCUGAAUUUGCUCAGUCGGACUGGCUCAGAGCCAGGGAUAAGUGGCAAUGGCUGCAGUUCCCCUACCCCUGAAGAGCGUUCUGUGGGGCUUGUCCCCCCACUUCCCUGCCCAGAUGAGUCACAUUGUUCUGGCUCUUCUUUGCCCAGGGAGUGAGAUGACCAGAAAGCAGGGAUUUGACACUAUUUUCUUGCUCCAGUCACUCCUAAAGGUCUGCUGCUGCAGUGACAGCAGGUUCAACUGUCUCCGCUCUCCAAUAGACAGCAGCCCAAACUGAAGGGACAGGAGGUUAUUGUUUGAGUGAUUAAAAAGAUGGAUGUGGUAAAAGAGGACACCAAAAGAAUUGAAGCAGUAUUUUCUAGAACUGUGCUUAAGUGCUUUGGAUGUCCCUUUGUUGAUUUCCCAAGUUCUGAGUUAAUGCUGCUAAGGGAUUCAGUGUUGCUGUUAGUUUUUGGAUCAAAGGUAGAAUCCGUGAUUUCUUUCCCAUACUGAUGAGGUUCCUAAGUUAGCAAUUCUUGACCCGAGUUGUUUUUAGAAUUCCAUUAAAAUUUGUAGCUUGGCCUUAUGUUUUGUCUGCAUCCAUUAGGCUGACCUGUGACCUUCUCUCAAGGUAUCAAAUGAUGGGGGAAAUGCCUUUUUUCUUAAUAUUCGCCCCCAUCCCUCCCUUUACAACAACUAAGGCUGUGAACAGUUGCUGACUCAGGGUUUCCACUCAGCACCUCACUGAGGCACUGCUCCUCACGUAACCCAAGGAGGGCCACAGGGACCCCACGUGUACAUGCAACUGCCUUCUUGAAAACUUGCCUUGGAAGUAAGCCACAGGCCUGAUCCAAUCCAAGAGCCCUGGAGGACACAGCAUGGCCAGGGAGGGAAAGCCAGGCCUGCUGUCCUGCAGCCUAACGUAUUACUACAGGGCCUGACUGGGGGAGCACUCCGGUGUACGCUGACAGGUUGGUGGGAGACAUAAGUGACCUAUGGGUGCAGAUCGACCCACAUCACCCUGGGAUCCAGCCAGGUGUGGGGCAGUCACCCAGUGAGAAGCCACAUGCCCAGAGGACACUGCCCCCUCCUGGUACCACCACAGCAUCAACACCGGCAGCAUUCUCUGCUCCCCACUGUUCUGUGACAGUGUUAAAAUUUGCCCUUGUGAUCAUCCUUCUGCCCUGGCAUUGGCUUUCUGCCAGCAGACUGGAGACAUGGUAGCAGGAUUCUCAAUAGUGAUCUCAGGAAAGGGUUUGGAUGUUACUCUCUGGACCUCUUUGGAAGAAAUAAGAAAACAUUUUGUUUCAACUCAUCCAUGAGCAGUUCUCUUUCUGACUAUAGAGGUCUGCCCGGCCCUUUCCGUUUACAUCUUGUGGACCAGGGGGAUUAAGAUAGCUCUUGACUUGAUUAUAGCCCCCUGCUUUGUCAGCACUUCGUGGGUAGGAGAGACAUUCUGGAGU
Messenger RNA from Urocitellus parryii (Arctic ground squirrel), 6916 nucleotides. The record is from RefSeq and is a predicted model, not a curated record. Lineage: Eukaryota; Metazoa; Chordata; Mammalia; Rodentia; Sciuridae.